UUGGAUACACAGAGGGACAGCGACACAUUAUUUGCUGUUUGAUAAUCAACUUCUCUUUUUCUUUUGUCAGUGCACAGCAGUGAAACACAUGAGUGAAAAUAACCCUGAGCUGAGUGACAUGAUUCGAUCCCAAACUGCUGUUUCCACACGGAUGUUUUAACUGAGGGACAAUGGUCACGUGGGUCUGUGGAGGAAGUUUUACACGGAAGUUUUAUCAGAACUUUGUUUAGUUUGACGUUAUUUGUUUGUAAACAGUUGUUAUAAAUUAUCCGUGGGAGGAUUUCACUUCACGUAAACACAAACUCUUUUUCUCAUUGAAGUUUGAGCAAGAACAAGAGGUUUCUUUGAAAACGAUUUUUCAAGUUGUUUUUUUAAACGAUGGCAUGUGAAGGAAACGGGAUGUCCGAUGAGAGAAUAGGAGCAGCCCUAAUCAAAGAAGUCAUUGAGGAGGAGCUGAAGGAGAUUCCCUCAGAGGAUGUUCCGCCCCUUACCCCACUGACUGUGCAAGUAAAGACUGAGCAGGAACGCAAGAUGGUGACCCAACUGGGCAUAAUGAUCCGCAUUAUCGGCGACAAAGUGCGAGAUGAUAAGGAGUUCCAAGAUGCAAUAGACGGAGUGGCACAAGGCAGUGACUCUAAAUGGGACCGCUUUAAGGAAGUGGCAGACAAAGUGUUUGAGCAUGGGAUCACCUGGGAGAGGAUCGCUGUGCUCUUCUAUGUGGCUGGAAAACUGGCUAUGGUGGAAGCUCAUCUGCCUCAAUCCGUGAGGGAGAUCCUGAUGUGGACUGUGGACUUUUUCAAAAAUAAUCUCCUGGGCUGGAUUCGGGAACACGGUGGAUGGAUCAACAGUUUCUCAGAGCUGGCAGUGGUGUCCAUGCACAGCGUGUCCUCCAUGAACUCCCACACAGGAGGCCUGUUCGUCAUCUUCAUUGCCGGCCUGGUCCUUGGAAGCUUCAUCACCUGGAGACUGACCAGAUGACUCUUGAGACACACACACACACACACACAGAGGGGGAGAGAAGAGAAUUAUUUCUACCUACUUUUCUACUUUUCUACAAUAGUCUAUGCAUGACAUUGAACACUUGAAGAAGACAACAGUCAUAUCCUCAUCAAAUACGUACUGUAACCCUCCUGCUCACACAGCCCAUGAAGGCUUACUAUUUAUCUGUCUGUCAUGAAGCUUUGAAAGAAAGCAUGCAUGGUUUCAUGAUGUGUGGCUUCAGCAGUGGAUUAUCGUCUUCUAGUCACAUGUUUUUGGUGUUUUUAAUUUAAGAUCCCCUUUUGUUAGAAAUAUGUAAAUAGAAAUGACUAAGUCCACCCCUUUUAUUUUUUUGGUAUACAUUAGUUUUUUUACAUUUUAUUUGCAUAUUUAUAGCUUUUGUUCAUUCAUAACAAAAAAAAGAAAUCUUCAAAACAAUCUGUUAUGAUUAUAAUGGUUUGAACAUGUGUAAACUGUGAAACAGCAUGUGUUUACAAAUGUCAGAAAUGUGGUUUGAUCAAAGGAAACAACAAACACGUCUACUUAUAAAAAGUCAAGAAGUCAUUAGUUUAAAAAAAGACGAAUUUGCUACAUAAACCCAUUAAAGUGGCUUUUAACUAACUAAAUAAUUAUAUGGUUCUCCCUGAUAUAAAAACGAGACUAAUAUAUCAGUUUGACCAGCCGGAACACAAUGAGCAUGCACUUGCAACGGUUGAGAGAAAGAAAAGUCCCUUUUAACAGAAGAAGAAAUCUCUGAUGAAACCAGACUCUGAGUGUACGAAACAAUUGCCUCGACCGGCUGGGUUAGAAGAAAGGAGGCAGGGUUAGUGAAGUACAGAUGGGUUGUCUUAAAAGUGCUUUAUGAACAAAGUUGGAUUGGAUUGAUUACCAUCAUGCACUCCUUUCUGCUUCAAAGCUUGGAUCGUCUGACCAGUCUUUGUCAGAUUGUUUGACAUCUAACCGGUAACUCUCGUCAAGUCUGUCCUUCGCUGCAGCGUUUUCUUCCGAGGAUCACCAGCUGUGCCUGUUCAGCCUGCCACACACAGUAAUCUUUUCUCUCAUGUUUGUCUCACCAGUGAGAUAAAACUGCUUGGAGAAGAGCUUCACAAAGCUCAAACUUCAAAGCUUCACUAUCAAAUUCAGAAAAGUUAAAGUCUUAUGAAUUCAUCUUCCAUCCUGACCAUGUUCUGCUUGUUUCUUUUUGGGAAUAUUUACGUAGUUAAUUGUACAGUCGGCUGUUCAUACAAAUCAAAAUCAUGCAUGAUACAUGA
Solea solea (common sole) is the source of this 2249-nucleotide messenger RNA. Its product is annotated as apoptosis regulator BAX-like. Bases 379 to 978 code for a protein of 199 amino acids. Gene Ontology annotation, biological process: positive regulation of apoptotic process; extrinsic apoptotic signaling pathway in absence of ligand; intrinsic apoptotic signaling pathway in response to DNA damage. Gene Ontology annotation, molecular function: protein heterodimerization activity; channel activity; protein homodimerization activity. The record is from RefSeq and is a predicted model, not a curated record. The transcript is spliced from 6 exons. NCBI's taxonomy places the organism in Eukaryota, Metazoa, Chordata, Actinopteri, Pleuronectiformes, Soleidae. Gene Ontology annotation, cellular component: mitochondrial outer membrane.